Protopterus annectens (West African lungfish) is the source of this 6432-nucleotide messenger RNA. RefSeq names its product nuclear receptor subfamily 2 group F member 1 (gene NR2F1). Lineage: Eukaryota; Metazoa; Chordata; Ceratodontiformes; Protopteridae. The transcript is spliced from 3 exons. Gene Ontology annotation, biological process: cell differentiation; anatomical structure development; negative regulation of transcription by RNA polymerase II. The record is from RefSeq and is a predicted model, not a curated record. Gene Ontology annotation, molecular function: RNA polymerase II cis-regulatory region sequence-specific DNA binding; zinc ion binding; nuclear receptor activity. Bases 1252 to 2481 code for a protein of 409 amino acids.
CCCUCUCUCUCUCUCUCUGUCUCUCUCUCCCAUUCUCGCGCGCGCGCGGCUGCUGCCGGCAGCCCCUGCUCCUCGGCUGCUGCCUCCUUGACACCGAGCUCCUUAUAAGGCAGCAAUCUCCAUAGAAACGGGUCAGUUUCGCUCGUCGUGUCAAAGUUCACUAUAUACAGCCCGGCGCGCGGAGCCCCCAGUCGGAAACAACGCACUCCUCCUUGCACAACACCGCCAGCGCCAGACUGCUUGCCAGAACCGGGCUGUUCCUUGGGGCCAGUACCAGCACCGGCACCAGUACCUCAGAAGCAAGCCGUUCACCAGGGAUUGGCGGACAGGGUCAACCCUCUUGUUUUGUGCUCCUUUUUAAUUCUAUUCAGUUUCUUUACUGGAAAGCUGAACAAACUGCAGGGACGAUGUGACGCGGAGUCCAAUUGCAUUAUUAAUAUUAUCAACAAACAGCGGCAUUAUCAUUAUUAUUAUUGAUGUAUUCCUUUAAAAUAUUGUUUCUGAGGACUUUUUACGCGACUUUAAAAAUCCUCCUCCACCAGUACCAUCAGCAACAAAAACAUUUGCUAGAAGCAGUUUCUACAGCAUUGUGAAGGAGCGAAGAAACACGAAGGAAGCAUCAGCAGGAGCCGAGGAUUUGCAGAGAACUCGCCAUACUUUGGAUCUCAUGUUGUGCAUCUGGCUGUAGGCUAUGCAGUGUCUAGGAGUCGGCUCUGUUUUUCGUGUUUGUGACUUCUGACUUCAGUUGUCUCUUGCAUCUCUCACUGUGCACCCAAUCCCACUCUUCUUCACCUCACAGCAAGUCCUCAUUCCCUGUCGGUUGGUUCUUCUUCUUCCUGAAUGGCUGACUGCGCAUUGCUCUGGACCUGGCCCCCCGACGCUUCUCUCUACAGCCGAGCUUAAUUCGGUGCCUGGACUUCAGUCUCUUUCACCAUCAGAACGUCAAGCAUCUCUUCCCAUGUCGACUCCACUCCAUACACGGACUGCUAGCGGGCUUAAUCGCCCGCAUCAAGUCUGACUUUGCAAAUUUCCUCUGUCUGGAGUGGACUUAAGCUCGUCAAUUUCAUUUCGAUUUUUUUGUCCAACUGUACGGUCAAGAAAAAGGGGACAUAAACCUGAAAGCACUGUCUGGGGUGGCAGCAACAACUCACCUGCCUCCUUAUACUGUCAACUGUGUUAAGCCCGGUGCUGCCGCUGCCCUCCUCGCCUGGUAUCCGGUCAUCGCCCCGCACUCCUUUCUGGGCCCGAGAUAUGGCAAUGGUAGUUAGCAGCUGGAGAGAUCCGCAGGACGACGUCGCCGGCGGGCCGGCAGCCGGAGCACAGCCGGGCAGGGAUCCACAGCAGGCGGCCACAGCUGCCCCGCACACCCCGCAGACCCCAGGACAGCCAGGGCCGCCCUCCACACCGGGCACAGCAGGCGACAAGGGCCCCGGAGGGGCUCCCAACUCGGGACAACAACAGCACAUUGAAUGUGUUGUUUGUGGGGACAAGUCAAGUGGCAAGCACUAUGGUCAGUUUACUUGCGAGGGAUGCAAAAGUUUUUUCAAGAGAAGCGUUCGCAGGAACUUAACUUAUACCUGUCGAGCAAAUAGGAACUGUCCCAUAGAUCAACAUCACCGCAACCAGUGCCAGUACUGUCGACUCAAGAAGUGUCUGAAAGUGGGCAUGAGACGCGAAGCGGUUCAGCGAGGAAGAAUGCCUCCAACCCAACCGAACCCAGGUCAAUAUGCGCUGACGAAUGGGGACCCAUUGAAUGGCCACUGCUACCUGUCUGGCUACAUCUCGCUGCUGCUCCGGGCUGAGCCAUAUCCUACAUCCCGCUAUGGCAGCCAGUGUAUGCAGCCCAACAACAUCAUGGGCAUUGAGAAUAUUUGUGAAUUGGCCGCCCGCUUGCUCUUCAGCGCUGUUGAGUGGGCCCGCAACAUUCCGUUCUUCCCGGACCUGCAGAUCACGGACCAGGUGGCCCUUCUGCGAUUGACGUGGAGUGAGUUGUUCGUGCUCAACGCCGCCCAGUGUUCCAUGCCCUUACAUGUGGCCCCUCUGUUAGCUGCAGCCGGCCUUCAUGCCUCGCCCAUGUCCGCCGAUCGGGUGGUCGCCUUCAUGGAUCACAUCCGUAUCUUCCAGGAGCAGGUAGAGAAACUGAAGGCCCUGCACGUCGACUCUGCUGAGUACAGCUGCCUCAAAGCCAUCGUUCUCUUCACAUCAGACGCGUGUGGUCUGUCUGAUGCAGCCCAUAUAGAAAGUCUGCAAGAGAAAUCUCAAUGUGCCCUGGAAGAAUAUGUAAGGAGCCAGUACCCCAACCAGCCGAGCCGCUUCGGCAAGCUCUUAUUGCGACUACCUUCCCUUCGCACAGUGUCUUCUUCUGUCAUCGAACAGCUGUUCUUUGUCCGCUUGGUAGGUAAAACUCCAAUUGAGACUCUCAUCAGAGAUAUGCUACUUUCUGGAAGCAGCUUCAACUGGCCUUAUAUGUCUAUCCAGUGAUCAUAGAGGACUGAACAAAAGGCAGUAUGGGACCAACACACAAAUAUACAAACAAAUUAAAUGCCACAAAGGGUGAUUCUGAUAAAGUGUAUGAUGGAGAACAUUUUAAAGGAACUCCUGAUUUCUUAAGGAGAAAAUGCAUCUGUCACGGUGUUAAUAUAAUAAAUCAAUAAGACUAUGUGGAUUUUGGACUGCUGUGGAUAUUAUCUGUACAGAAAGGAAAACUGAACUGAAUCCUGUGUAUACACAUAUACAGCACAUUGUUCACUGUUUUGUAAAAUACUGGUCUUUAUUUUCAUUUUUGUAAAACUGAAAAACAUGGUAUGCGCAUUAAAAUAAGAAAAAAAGAACUUAGGGGGAAAUAACAUUUUCCAAAUGAUUAUCAGACUUUGUCCCGUGUCUACGUAUCUAUCUGUUUUGUAUUUUUCUGGUUCCAAACCAGUUUACCUGUGAUUCUAUACUAAUAAUUUUGAUAUAACAUUUUGCUUCUUAUAAUGAGUACGAUGUAUGUUGUCCAAGCUAUGUUCUUCAAGAAUUAAAAUUGAAGUGAGAAUUUAAAGAAAGAAUAAAGAAAUUUAGAAAAAAAGACAGAGAAAACGAAAACUAGAGGAGUCAUGUUGCUUACAAUUUGCUGAAAAAACUUUCAGAAGAGGAAACAUUCAGAGUAGUAGGUCAAUUUAAAGGGCAGUGUGCAAAAUAAACUUUUAAAAGACGAAAUGUAAACUGAUCAGAUGUACAUUUGGCACUCUUGGCUUCGUGUUUGAUGAAACGGAAUGCUAAAAUCUGAGGCAAAACUUGAGUAUGCAUGCUACAGCUCUGGACAGCCAUUAAGUCUGAAGAGUAUCAUUGCAACGAAGCCUAAAGUAUUCGUUAAAUUGCUCACACCUGUGUAUGUGUGUGUGUGUGUGUGUGUGUGUGUGUGUGUGUGUGUGUGUGUGUGAGAGAGAGAGAGAGAGAGAGACAGAGCGAGAGAGACUGAAACAGACAGACAUACAGACACACGCGCACGCACACACACAAACGCGGUAGAAAACACACAGAAAAUGGGAAAUACAUCAGUGCAAUAUUGUUAAUUUACUUUUCUAAUGGAGUAAUGCCAACCGAAAGAGCUGUGUUGCAGACUUGUCAAGGUGCUGAUCACGUAGUUACUUCCGGUUGUCAUUUAAAAUGGGCCACGCCAAUGCAUCACAUUAAAGGCAUUUUAACUAAGAUAGCGCAGUUUAUUACACAAAACAGCAUACCCACGCAUGCAUAUCAUGCACAUUUAUGGGUAUACACGCCCCAACUCGCACACACACACACACACACGCGCGCACAAAAAUACCGCACCCCUGAUGUAUUUAUUUGUCAUUUGAGAUACCUUAGUUGCCCUCUGCUAGCUGAAGACUCCUUUAAUAGCUCACUCGCUUUACCUUUUUACAGAAGUUGAAUUAAACCUGGAGAGCCUCUACGGCCAAGGAUCUUUUUCUCAACUUAUGAAGAAAUAUGCAUUUGAAGGACGUAAGUCGCUGGCCUUCAACAAAUCCAUAAUAAAGUGUAUUUUAAAUUAAUGUCUCAUAUAUUUUCUAUUAUUAUUCUAUUAUUAUUAUUAUUAUUUUUACUUAAUGACCAGUUUCUAAAAUUACGUGAAUUCAGUAUAUUGGAAAUAUGACUGGCUUUGGACUUUCUUUUAAUAUUACAUGCUGUGAUAUCCGAAGUUAAUGUUAUGAAUGGGCGAGUGGGGUCAGAUAAUUUACGUAGGGUAUAUAUCAUGGGUUUCAGUACAGAAGUCUCCUUGUGACUUUCUAGUCAUAUGAUUUAACAUAAAAAGUCAUUAUGUUUUAAUAACCAAAAUGAACACACCAAAACACAAUCCAUAUGAAAUAUUAUACAGUGGCAAAAUACUAGCAUAGAACUUCAGAUCAUACAAAGAGUAAGAUAAAGUACUCCACAGCAAAAGUCUUGUAGCAGAGAAAACAAAUAUUAAUCUCAAAGACCAUUUUGCCCAGCUUUUUGGGAGCUUAACAUUUCGUCUUUGGUAGUCAACAAGAAAGGGUCCAGACCUCCUUAAAUACCUUGGUGUAGGGAGAGGUGAAUGCGGUUGAGGGCUUUGUUCUUUUCCAGGUUCUGGUAGACCCCGCCCCCCGCUACGCAUGCUCCUAGGUCUUGUAAUAUCCAAGUUAUACAGCGAGAAUUACGCCAAUUAGUUGGAAACUGAGCAUCCAAGAGAAGCAGCGUGGGUCGAAAUAAGAUAGGAAAAUAGGAAAGUUUCAACUUGGCAAAGGGUGUCACUACAACUUUUUUCUCGUUUCCUGUCAGUUUCCCUUGCUGCCCCCCCCCCCCCAAAAAAAAAGAAAAACUUAAAACAUGUAUGUUAAUACUUGAAACAAUUUGAGGGCGUACAUAUAAUUUGCUCUCUGUGUUGAAAGGUUUCAUUUCUGGCCCUAAGAAGGAAAAUAAUUAUUUCUGAGUUUGUUUCCAAAUUUGUUAAUAGAUUCAUGAUAGCGAUGUUGUCUUCAUGAACUGUGGACUGCCUUGUGACACAGGAAUACUACUUUACUGCUGCAAUUAUAUUAUAUAUAAUUUAUAAAGUAUUGUCUUUUGCAGUAUUCCAGAACGGAGGCAUUCUUGGAAUGUGCCUUCGCCAGUAACACAAAUAAUAAUGCUGACUUCUGUAUAGUAUCCGUAUUUAAAGGGUGUGUACUUACAGAAUUCACUUUGACUUUCUUCUCAAACAAUUUCAUUAGGCAGCAUAGUGAGGUCAACUCUAUACACCAUUUUUAUUUAUGAAUUUAAUUGCAAGUGGUGUUUUCUGAACAUUCUAGACAAAUCUACUUGAGUUUAAAAAUCUGUCAUUGUCUUCCAUGUACCGUUAAUUUCAUCUAAAAUGUGUUCGUCAGGUGCACACAAAGUAUGAGAGUUUAGAGCAUCGGCUGGCAAUUUCUGUGGUUACACUUUUGUAAUAUUCACUUGAUUAAUAAGAUCGUUGAAAUGGACUAGCUGGUAUGUUUGUACGAAGUAGUACUUUUAGACAAUGGUUCCAUUAUAUUGAAAUAAAUCAAUUUAGGCUACUGCCUGUACAACUUUCUUAUUGAAUGUUUCGCCAAACACAAAACUUUAAACUUAAACUAAGUACAGUUGAAAUGAAAUGAAAUAAUUUCUACAGUAACUGUCAUUGUAAUGUAUUAUUAUUUACAGUGUGUAUGUUGCACUGAACACGGUACUGAUAACAACAAAAGUAUUAAGUCUUGCUGUCUUUUCUUUCUCUUUUCUUUCCCCCCCCAAGAUAUGCAAUAAGCAAACUUCUUUUUAACAUCCCUUAUGCUGAUACUUGAUUUUUUUUGGGGGGGGGGGGGCGUUAAAGUAAUAUGACAUCAUUUCUGUAUCAUGUUUAGAGUUUAGAUGAAAGUGUUCCUUAUCUGAUUGGAAAACUGAUGGCAAGAGUAUGUGAUUACAGAUAACACCUUAUCUAUAUAUUCUCAAAUGCAGCUUUGAUUUUUUUUGUAAGAAUGGAAUUAAUUAUUAGUAUAUGCAAAAAGCGAGUUCUAGUCUCAGGGGCUCCCCAUAAGUGGUACAUUUUAAUUUCAGAAUCGUUGUACAUGUGUUAUGCCGUUUUCGCACAGCAAGAAGUGAGUUAAAUAAGGCUUAAAAAGUCAUUUUGCACACCUUUUAUUAAAGGUCGUCUUUUAUAUUUAAUGAUCCCUGGUUAUUAUUUAACAAUGCUGUGGUAUCCCAGAUAUCUUUAACAAGCAGUGAAAUGUUGUCUUAGAAGCAAACUACCCUUUCUUGUGCAAAAGAAGGGGCCAUUCUUUGUAAACCAUGACAAAAAUGUCAGAAAAGAGCCCAGUCAUAAAUGUUAAGCACUUGGCGUGAUAUUGAUAGGUGGCAUUUGUUAUUAUUGAUGUUAGUAGCAUAACAAAGUAAAACUUAAUUUAUUUUCUUAAUAAAUGCAGUCAUUGGCUGUAAAAUGUU